Botrytis porri is the source of this 381-nucleotide messenger RNA. RefSeq lists its product as uncharacterized. Bases 1 to 381 code for a protein of 126 amino acids. The transcript has a single exon. Lineage: Eukaryota; Fungi; Ascomycota; Leotiomycetes; Helotiales; Sclerotiniaceae. The record is from RefSeq and is a predicted model, not a curated record.
AUGGUUCUUAGCACAAGCUCGGAUGUCUAUGGAACCUCGAUUAAACGGAACCCCGAAAGAGUUCUCGUAGUCGAGGAUGGGUGUAUUAGAAAUUUAGAACUUUGGUUCCGAAUCUUGCACGGUGCCACGAGUGAAGAGAUCGAACACCUGCAGGAUCUUUCCAUUCGAGACAUUUGGGAAGCUCUUCACGUAUGCGAAUACCGCGAUCUUGAUAUCGAUAAGUUGAAACAUUGGUUCCACGAAUGGAUGAAGAAGAAAGACUAUAAGACUUUGACGGGUGAUGGAAUGAAUGAGUUGAUGACUCCGUGGUUUAUGCUGGAUCAUUCACCUGCUUUUGCGUGGAUAACUUACCAUUUUCAAAACCAUUCCCUCAUUGAUUGA